AUGGCCGCCUCUACCAAGGUCUUCUCCCUCGAGGGAAAGGGUCUGAAGCUCGACACCGCCGAGGACCUCGAGGCCCAUAUCGCCCCCCUCCGGACUAUGGACGAUGUUGAGGAAGUCCGCCUUUUGGGAAACACCUUGGGUGUCGGCGCUUGCAAGUUGCUUGGUGAGGUGCUCGCCACCAAGAAGAAUCUCCGUGUUGCCAACCUCGCCGAUAUCUUCACCGGUCGUCUGCUCAACGAGAUCCCCGAGGCUCUUUCCUCGCUCCUUACCUCGAUCCUCAACCUCCCCAAGUUGAACACGAUAAACCUUAACGACAACGCUUUCGGUCUCAACACUCAGGCGCCCCUUGUUGCCUUCCUCGCCGCCCACGUCCCUCUUCAGCACUUGUACCUGAACAACAACGGCUUGGGUCCUCACGCCGGUAUUCUGAUCGCCGACGCUCUGUCCGAACUCCACGCCAAGAAGGAGGAAGCGCGCAAGCAGGGACAGGAUGUUCCUUACCUCGAAACCGUCAUUUGCGGCCGUAACCGUCUGGAGAAUGGCAGUAUGACGGCAUGGGCCAAGACUUUCAGACUGCAUAAUAAGGUUAAGCAGAUCAAGAUGGUCCAAAACGGUAUUCGCCAGGAGGGUAUCUCCCAUCUGCUCAGCGAGGGUCUCAACCACGCUUCUGAGCUCCAGGUUCUCGACCUCCAGGACAACACCUUUACCCUCAAGGGAGCUAAGGCUCUUGCGAAGGUGACCCCCGGCUGGACUGAGCUCAUCGAGCUUGGCAUCGGCGACUCUCUUCUCUCUGCCAAGGGCGGUGUCCUUCUGUCGGAGGCGCUUCUGAAGGGCAAGAACAAGAAGCUCGAGAUUCUACGCCUCCAGUAUAACGAGAUCACCGCCCCUGGUAUCAAGGGUCUGGCUCAGGCCGCUAAGGAGGCUCUUCCUGCCUUGAAGAAGAUCGAGCUCAAUGGCAACAAGUUCACCGAGGAUGAUGAGGCCAUCAUUGCCCUUCAGGAGCUCCUCGAGGAGCGCAAGGAGCAGCUUGGUGGUGAUGUUGUCGCCGAGGACGAGUGGGGCCUUGACAGCCUGAGCGACCUCGAGGAGGAAGACUCGGAGGAGGAGGAAGAGGAAGAGGAGGAAUCUGAGGAGGAGGAGGAUGUCGAGGAGAGGGCAGAGAAGCUGAUCAAGGAGGCCGAGGAGGCUCAAGAAGAGCCGGUUGUCCAGGUCAAGGACAAGGAGGUUGAUGAGCUUGCGCAGAAGUUGGCCAAGACCGGACUCUAA
This is a messenger RNA of Sordaria macrospora k-hell, 1266 nucleotides long. RefSeq lists its product as uncharacterized. Gene Ontology annotation, biological process: activation of GTPase activity; nucleocytoplasmic transport. Gene Ontology annotation, molecular function: small GTPase binding; GTPase activator activity. The record is from RefSeq and is a predicted model, not a curated record. Gene Ontology annotation, cellular component: perinuclear region of cytoplasm; cytosol; nucleus. Lineage: Eukaryota; Fungi; Ascomycota; Sordariomycetes; Sordariales; Sordariaceae.